Messenger RNA from Cuscuta europaea, 4446 nucleotides. Lineage: Eukaryota; Viridiplantae; Streptophyta; Magnoliopsida; Solanales; Convolvulaceae. The record is from the annotation of a GenBank genome assembly.
CGGAUAAGGUGAUCCGGUAAUUUGCACUAUUACUAACUUGCGAAGUACUCCAUAUCUGUGAUGUUCGGCAACUAGUCCACCUUCAGCGACGACGAGGCCAUUCCACCGGAAAUGACGUCGAAGCUAGUCUACCCGCCGCGACGGCAACUCAAAUAGCUUGACAAGAGAAUUUGAUUGUUAACUGAGAUUUCUCUGAUUUCUGGACUCUGAGGUCUCAUCAUUUUUUACACCGUUUUCUUUAGCAGGGAUUGCUGUAGCUGAUUCUUAGAUGCUGAAUUUGGCUGCAUCUAAUUCAAUGUUAACUUGUGAAAGGUAAAUUUGGUCAUUUUCGCUAGAUAGUGAAUGGGGCAGAGUUCAAAGAAGAAGAAGAAGAAGGGAAAAGGUAGUUCUUUGUCCAAAGAUCAGAACUAUUCACUCCCUGGAGAUAAUGCUGAUUUAAUUGCAGAAGAGUUUACCGCGUUGUCUGCAAUAUUUCAAGAGGACUUUAAAGUGGUAGCUUCAGAGUCACCUCCACAAAUUACUCUGAAGAUCAGGCCUUACUCAAAAGAUGUAGGGAAUGAUGAUGCUGACAUGUCUGCUCUUCUUUGUGUAAGGUGUUUAUCUGGAUACCCUUUCAAAUGCCCUAAGUUGCAAAUAAUACCAGAGAAAGGCUUAUCGAAAGUCGAUGCAGACAACCUUCUGUCACUGCUUAAUGAUCAGGCUAGUUCUAAUGCUCGAGAAGGUCGGGUAAUGAUUUACAAUUUGGUGGAAGCUGCUCAAGAAUUCUUGUCUGAAAUAUUGCCAAAGGAGCAUGAAUCUGCAGUGCAUGUAAGUCCGGAGCAGACACUUCAGCAUUCUAGAGGGCCUUUUGUUUUUGGAUUCAUAGAUCUUUUUAACGGUUCAGGGGAGUCAUGGAAUUGGAACCUUAUAAUGGAAGGGAACAAUAAGCUAUAUUCUUUAGUGCAUACUGACACGUUAGAGAGCUCAAAAAAUGAACUGGAUGCUCCAGCAUCUAAAGUUGAUAAAGUUGUGGGGCCAACUAUUGGUCCAGAUAUUAGGCGAGUUUCUUUGCAUAAAUCUUCCAGGAGUUUAGGUAUUCUUGAGGAAGUGAGUGAGAGUGAGAGUAGAAGUUCUGGUGAUUUGAGUAGGACAUUGUCAUCAGAUCAAUCAAUUGGAAAAGAUGUCACUGUGAAGAAUCUUUUUGUAGAAGGCAAUAUGUCUGGAAGUGAUGAUGGCAGUGAUUACAAAGGUUUGGAAGGUGAAUCUUCUGAAUCUGGGGGAGUGCCGGACUCCACAAUUCAUGAACAACCAAUUGGGUGUCUAGAGAAAGAUUUAAUUUUGGCUCAUUUGUUUCGUCUUGCUUGUUCUCCUAAAGGGCCUCUAUCUGAUGCAAUGCCUGGAAUACUGUCAGAAUUGCUUAACCUAGGGUUUGUUUCAGAACAAGUACGAGAUUUGGCUAACAAACCAUCUUCAGUUUUUAAUAAGACUUUAAGUCAGGCAUUUCAGCGGCAUAUAGCUUCAUCAAAGGUUUCGCAAUUUUGGAAAGCUUCGUCUGAUUUGGAUGUACAUAAUCCUCUGUCUAGUCCAAGCUCACGCUACUUAAAUGACUUUGAGGAACUCCAACCCCUUGGACAUGGAGGAUUUGGUCAUGUUGUGCUUUGCAAGAAUAAACUGGAUGGGAGACAGUAUGCUGUCAAGAAAAUACGGUUGAAGGACAAGAAUCCACCCUUGAAUGACCAUAUUUUGAGAGAAGUAACCACACUCUCAAGGUUGCAACACCAACAUGUGGUCCGUUAUUACCAGGCAUGGUUUGAAACAGGGGUUGCUGGUUGUAUUGAUGUUGCUAUGUUUGGCUCUGUUCCAAGCUCUAGUUUCAGCUGCAAGGAUGCAAGCUCAUCUGAUGCUUUUGGAAAUGAGAACAAGCUUGAGUCAACAUAUCUGUACAUUCAAAUGGAAUACUGCCCAAGGACACUUAAGCAGCUGUUUGAGUCAUAUAGCCACUUCGACAAGGAUUUUGCGUGGCAUUUAUUCCGACAAAUUGUUGAAGGGUUGGCACACAUACAUGGACAAGGAAUCAUUCACCGUGAUCUGACUCCUAACAACAUCUUUUUUGGUGCUCGCAACGACAUUAAAAUUGGGGAUUUUGGACUUGCUAAGUUCUUGAAACUUGAACAGCUUGAUCAAGAAUUUGACGCUGCUGAAAUACUUGGAACUUCAGUUGAUGGCACUGGUCAUAUCGGUACAUAUUUUUAUACUGCUCCAGAAAUAGAGCAAGGAUGGCCAAAGAUUAAUGAAAAGGCCGAUAUGUACAGCUUAGGAGUUGUUUUCUUUGAGUUGUGGCAUCCAUUUGAUACAGCAAUGGAGAGACAUGUCAUUCUUUCUAACCUGACGCAAAAGGGAGAACUUCCUCCUGCUUGGGUCAAUGAAUUUCCAGAUCAGGCAUCCUUACUUCGUCGUAUGAUGUCACUGACUCCAUCAAACCGCCCAUCAGCAACAGAACUUCUUCAACAUGCCUUUCCACCUCGGAUGGAAUAUAAUUUGCUAGAUGAUAUGUUACGAGCAAUUCAUACCUCUGAUGAUACAUUCGUUUAUGAUAAAAUAGUCAGUGCAGUUUUUAAUGUGGAGAUGCCAAACACGAAGGGUCAUGCUGAGAUUGAUGGAAGAUUGAUAAUGUCAGGAAAUGAUACUUCUUCGAUCCUAUUCAGUGAUUUUGAGACGGAUAAUCGUGAUAAUGUUGUGGAGGUGGCUAAAGAAGUGUUCAGACGGCAUUGUGCAAAGCAUUUGGAGAUCAUUCAUAUGCGAAUGCUGGGUGAUGAUUGUCUGCAAUCGGAUAGGAAUGCUGUAAAGCUAUUGACCCAUGGGGGUGAUAUGAUUGAGCUUUGUCAAGAACUACGCUUUCCAUUUGUAAAAUGGGUGAUUGCGAAUCAGAAGUCAUUUUUCAAGCGUUAUGAAAUUUCAUACGUCUACCGAAGGCCAAUUGGCCACUCACCCCCAAACCGCUAUCUACAGGGAGAUUUUGACAUUGUCGGAGGGGAAACAGCAUUGACAGAGGCAGAGAUCAUCAAGGUCUCUAUGGACAUUAUUACCCACUUUUUCCGAGCAGAAACAUGUGAUAUUCAUUUAAACCACGGGGAUCUUUUGGAAGCAAUGUGGACUUGGAUAGGCAUCAAACCUGAAGACAGAAUAAAAGUUGCCGAGCUUCUCUCUGUGUUGGGAUCUUUACGUCCUCAAUCUUCUGAAAGAAAGAGGAAAUGGGUUGAAACACGAAGGCAACUCCGGCAGGAGCUUAAUCUUGCAGAAACCGUACUAAACAAACUACAAACUGUUGGGUUGAGAUUCUGCGUGGUUGCUGAUCUGGCCAUUCCACGACUAAGAGGUGCCCUUCCUGCUGAUGAGUCCACACACAAGGCACUCAAUGAAAUGUCUGAGCUUAUCAACUAUUUAAAGCUUUGGAAGAUGGAGAAGCGCAUGUAUGUAGAUGUGUUAAUGCCACCUACCGAGAGUUACCACAGGAAUUUGUUUUACCAGAUAUAUUUACAAGACAACGAUAGCCCCAGCAUGGAGGGUACGUUGCUUGCUAUUGGUGGACGUUACGACCACCUGUUCCAUAAAACAAUGAAUUCUCCUGGAGCUGUGGGGACUAGUGUUGCUUUAGAGACAAUUUUGCGACAUGUUUCUGUAGAUACUCUACCUUGCAGAAAUGAUACAGGGAGUAAAAUUCUUGUUUGUUCGAGAGGAGGUGGUGGGUUAUUGGUAGAGAGGAUGGAACUAGUGGGUGAGCUAUGGGAGGAAAACAUCAAAGCCGAAUUUGUACCUUUGCGUGAUCCAAGCCUCACUGAACAAUAUGAAUAUGCUAAUGAGCAUGACAUCAAAUGCCUUGUCCUCAUCACUGACACUGGUGUUUCUCAAAAAGGAUCAGUUAAGGUUCGACAUCUUGAGCUUAGGAAGGAAAAAGAAGUUGAGAAAGAGAAGCUUGUGAAAUUUCUAUCUGAAGCGAUGGGAGUUCAGUUCAGAAACCCAUCCAUCUGGAGCUAGAUUGCUUGUCAGAAAAAAAUCAUGUAAUGAAAUGCAGUUUGGAUGAAUGAUGAUAAUCAUAGCAUACUUUGCAUUUUGAAUGAAAUUGAAGAGCACGCAUGGUUCUGAUUCUUCAGGGAGUGAAGAUAAAAUUGGUUCUACACAUUGAAGAUUACGUAACGUGUGAAAAUUACUUGAUAUGUCAUCUCCUUCAAGUAACAUGUCAAAAUUACCCAUGGCUUAUGUAGUGUCCCAAAGUUAGUAAUUAGAAACACACAAGCCAUAUUUGUCAAAUAUGGAUUGACUAAGAAAAAAAAGUGAUAAAAUUUUCUACUGCAUAUAAUCAAGUGUAAAUCAAUUCAAUGAUUGUUUCAUGAUCUGCUCCCUGGUAACUCUUCUCCGGCUCAAAAUGACUCAUAUUGGAAAUCUAAGAUCAUCUGCUGACUGCUUCAA